AUUUCACUCUGCCCUGAUGAGGUGCUGCGUAAAGGCACUGGGACUUUAUGCGAGACCUUGCUAAUGGUAGGCCCACGAUCUUCCUUUCGAAUUUCUCGUUAGGUUGAAGCUUUUUGAGGUAAAAUCAUUAUGCCGAACAGACACGAAAAGGCACAUGGGCAUAUGUAUGAUGGCCACCUUCUAGCAUCUGAAACUUAUGUCGGCGGACACGUCGAAGCUUUGGAGGCUGGUGUCUUUUGUAGUGAUAUCAAAACCGAUUUCAAGAUUGUUCCUGCAGCCGUACAACAGGUACAAGGUUCUUUUGAUGCAUCAUAGAUGGGAUGUUGACUAGCUUGAGCAGUUAAUUGAUGAACUCGACACGGCCCUAACUUUCUGCAUUGUAGAAGAGUCCAAGUCGUCCAUGGAUGAUGUUACAAACUACGAAGAAGUAAAGGCGGAGAUACAAGCCCCCCUAGAAGUCAUGAGGGACAAUCCGAAGUGCACCGACAACCCACUCAUCUAUCAUCUGGACGUUGCGGCGAUGUAUCCUAACAUCAUGUUGUCAAAUGGACUCCAGCCAGACUCCAUGGUCAACGAAUCUGUUUGCGCCGUCUGUUAUUACAACAGACCAGGGAAGACUUACGACCGACGGUUGGAAUGGGCGUGGAGAGGAGAGUUCUUUCCUGCUCAUCGUGACGAAUACAACAUGAUCAGGCAUGCCCUGAACCAGGAAACCUUUCCACCGAAACGCCCUGGGCAACCUCAAAGACGUUUCGCUGAUCUCUCUCCUGCAGAGCAAACAGCUUUACUCCACAAGCGACUUGGUGACCACUCUCGCAAGGUCUAUAAGAAGACAAAAGACACGAAGAUCGAGAACCACGAAGCCAUCAUUUGUCAGAGGGAGAAUCCUUUCUAUGUCGAUACUGUGCGGAGGUUCCGUGACCGUCGUUACGAGUAUAAAGGUCUUCACAAGACUUGGAAGAAGAACUUGGACUCAGCAGUCGAGCCACUGGUGGGCCACAUGCGCGAGCGCAGUAUAGCAAGCGUUACCGCGUAGGUAAGAACUUUUCGAAGAUCUGGGAUUGGAAGAUUUUGAUCAACUGGAGCUCUCCGCGGUGCUUCACUUCGAAACCUUUCAACUCGGCCAACGAAUCAUCGUCGUUAAAAACAGCGUAACAUUUCUUCAACAAUUUAUUCUCCUCCUUCGAGGAUGGUAGGAUCAUGGCCUUGUAUGGACCAUCGAGCUCGAAAAAGAUCGAGUUUUCGCUGUGGACCUUAUACUCGCCCGUUUCCAGGUCCAAAUCGUGGUACUGGUGAUUGGUGAAUUUCGCAUGAACGAGAUGAUUUAGCAUAGUACAGGGGUAGGAGAAGGCGAUAGCUUUGUCGUUCGAGAGUUGGAACUUGAAAUUCUCCGGGAACACGCCGGGCAGCAUACACCAAAUUCCAUCAGUAUCCAGCUCGAGUGGACGUCCAAUUUGUUCGACUACGGCGCG
This is a messenger RNA of Desarmillaria tabescens, 1472 nucleotides long. RefSeq lists its product as uncharacterized. Gene Ontology annotation, biological process: base-excision repair, gap-filling; nucleotide-excision repair, DNA gap filling; DNA replication proofreading. The record is from RefSeq and is a predicted model, not a curated record. Gene Ontology annotation, cellular component: epsilon DNA polymerase complex. The transcript has a single exon. NCBI's taxonomy places the organism in Eukaryota, Fungi, Basidiomycota, Agaricomycetes, Agaricales, Physalacriaceae. Bases 401 to 1036 code for a protein of 211 amino acids. Gene Ontology annotation, molecular function: DNA binding; single-stranded DNA 3'-5' DNA exonuclease activity; DNA-directed DNA polymerase activity.